CAACUGUACAGCAUGUGCUUACAAAAACAAGAGCUUGACCGUUCACCGACACUUCUCUCGACACUCGACAUCUAACGCUACGACGCCAUCUUAUUCUUCUCGCAUUUAUCUAGCAUUAUUAAGAGUGAAGACACUCGUUGAAACAGAGGGGAAGCCGAAGAGAGUCAACGAUGAGCGGAGCCAAAGCCCGCAGCGACGCGCCUGUUGCUGAAAAUGUCCCCGGCGGCGGACACAGCACUGCGGCUCCUCCGCGGGACCGCAAGCCUGGCGGGGGGGUUCUGAAGAGGCUCAAGUCCCGGCGGGGCCAGGUGGACAGCAGGCCCGUCACGGAGGAAGACCUGCGGACACAAAGUGGACACAUCACUCCGGAGGAUGUGUUAGGACUGCGGGUGGCGACGCAAGGGUACCUCUGUAAACCCGAGGACAAUAUUUAUAACAUCGACUUUGUACGCUUUAAGAUCAGAGACCUGGAGACAGGCACUGUCCUGUUUGAAAUUGCCAAACCCCCACACACAGAGGACGAAGAGGAGAACAGAGAGGCAGACGCCAGCGCAGGCCGAUUCGUACGCUACCAGUUCACCCCAGCCUUCCUGCGACUGAGGACCGUGGGAGCUACGGUGGAAUUCACAGUUGGAAACCGGCCUUUAAGCAACUUCCGCAUGAUCGAGAGGCACUACUUCCGCGAUCACCUGCUGAAGAGCUUCGACUUUGACUUUGGCUUCUGUAUCCCAAACAGCCGUAACACCUGUGAGCACAUCUAUGAGUUCCCUCAGCUGUCUGAGAGCCUGGUCCGUCAGAUGGUGGAGUGUCCUUAUGAGACCCGGUCAGACAGCUUCUAUUUCGUCGAGAACAGACUGGUCAUGCACAACAAGGCAGACUAUGCUUAUAAUGGAGGACAGUGAUAUCUGCCUGCUAUCAUGCAGAAAUACCCACCAACAUUUGCAUGCACACUCAUGUUCUCACAUUUACAGACACACAUAUACACAUCUGUUGUAUACACACACACACACGCAUGCACGUAGCUGAACACACAUAUAGUUCAUUCACUCAUACAUGCACAAGCAGCUACAGACACGGUUGAAUUGCCUCUUAUGUUUGUAAAAGAUGAAUUG
Cottoperca gobio is the source of this 1112-nucleotide messenger RNA. RefSeq names its product protein unc-119 homolog B-like. Gene Ontology annotation, cellular component: cilium. The transcript is spliced from 5 exons. The record is from RefSeq and is a predicted model, not a curated record. The coding region runs from base 171 to 902 and encodes 243 amino acids. NCBI's taxonomy places the organism in Eukaryota, Metazoa, Chordata, Actinopteri, Perciformes, Bovichtidae. Gene Ontology annotation, molecular function: lipid binding. Gene Ontology annotation, biological process: lipoprotein transport; nervous system development; cilium assembly.